Symsagittifera roscoffensis is the source of this 1997-nucleotide messenger RNA. RefSeq names its product outer dynein arm-docking complex subunit 3-like. Gene Ontology annotation, biological process: outer dynein arm assembly; cilium movement. The record is from RefSeq and is a predicted model, not a curated record. Gene Ontology annotation, cellular component: cilium; ciliary rootlet; ciliary basal body. Lineage: Eukaryota; Metazoa; Xenacoelomorpha; Acoela; Convolutidae.
UCUAUGUACUAUGGUGUGGUGUAUUGACUGUGAACAAGAAAAACAAAAACACACCAUGUGCACUUGUGCUGCUGCUGCAUUUAAUCUUUCUUCAUUGCGUUGAUUGGUAACACAAAUCCACGUUUUAAUCUUUCGAGAAAAAGAGAAUAAGACAUGCCUCGGGCGAAGACGACGAAUGAGCAGAUAGCGGAGUUGAAUGGCAAGAUCACUCUGCUGGAGGGGGACAGGAAGGCCUUCGUGCAGACUAGCCAGUACAAGAUCAAGAAGAACGACCAGAAGAUCGCCAGUCUGCGCAAGGAGAACAAACAGCUGCACCACAAGUAUGCGUCGACACUGAACUGUGACGAGGAGGUGAUCAAUGAGACGUUCAAGGAGGACAACGAGCGACACAAGGUGGAGAAGCCUGCAUUUCGGGGCAAGAGUACGGAGGACGCCAUCCGCAUCAUGAACAACAAGAAGUGCGAUGCUCUGAAGAGACUGAACAGACAGAAGUACAGGACGGAGGAGAAGAGACGCCAGCUGCAGCAGGCACACAACUCCCUCGAAGAGUUCGAACAGGACCAGAAACAGGGAGGACAGACUGCGUGAGUUGCGGAAGCAGGCGGAGGAGAAGAAGCAGCUGCAGGACAGGAUGGAGAGGAGGAACAUGCAGAGAUCGGCGGCUGCCAAUGCAGCUGCCAAUGCCACUGGCGCCAAUGCUGCAGGGGCUUCCGGGGCACAGCAGACAUCACAGGACAACCACAACCAGGAACAGUCCUCGGCCAGCGGCGAGAAAAAAAAUUGUAUUUCUAGAGAAGGACUGUCAGCCUUUCUUGCGGGGCUGAUGGGGGAGUGGGUGGGGGAGAGGGAGAGGGGGAGGAUAGUGAGUUACCAGGAGGCAUUUGUGCGGAUGAAGGAGGCUACGGGGGUGAGUGAAGUGGAGGAGGUGGUGGACAGGUUCCGCACUCAGGACGACACCUUCCACAACCUCCAGCAGCAGAAGAGCACCAAUGCCCAACUCAUAGACACCCUCUCCCAGGAGGUGGCGCGUGCGAAGGAGGAGUGCGAAGCCAUGAAGUACAGGGGGGAGACUAAACUGUCGCAGGGGGAGAGGACCCUGGAGGAGAGUGAGUCACACCUGCAGGCGGAGCAGGAGAGGAAGCAGACUCUGGAGCAGAGACUCACAGACACUGCCAAGGUACUCGUCAGUGUCCGAGCAGGAGUCGAACACCUCUCCAUCAAACUCGCUCCACUCAAAGGGAGCAAGAGUCAGGAGCCGAAGCAGUCGGCGUCUGUGGAGGAGGAGGACUAUGUGCUGGACACUCUCAUGGACUGCGAGGACAAACUGCAGAGACUGUUGCAGGACCUGGGGGACAGUGCAGGGGCCACAGCCACAGGGGAGGGAGAGGGCGAGGGCGAGGGGGAGGGGGAGCAGGCAGCAGGAGGGGGAGUGAGGAGGAUGGAGCAGCUGGAGAGGGAGAUCAUGGCACAGCAAACUGCCUCUGGACAGCCGGACUACACUCAGAUGGCGGAGGAGAGGCUGCCGCAGUACAACACUAGAGUGGUCAUCUCCUCCUCCAACAAAGACGGGGGUGUGGGCAGUGGAGGAGGGGGACUGUACGAGGAGGGGGAGAGUGGGGAGGACGAGGAGUGUCCCAACAGGGAACAGAUCAAGAAGAGGAGCGAGGACCUCGUCAACUCAAAGACGAAGAGACGCCAGCCGAAGAAGAAGAAGAACGCAGCCAAGAAGUAGGAUGGAGGCCACUGUGCUUCAUCAUCUGCUGCUGGACACACACUUAGCCUCAGAACUGUAUGAUCAUAUGAUCACAGAGUUACUGACACUAAACCACACUUAAAGAAAGAUCAGAUGACCAACAGAUCUGUUCGAAAACUUUCCCUUACAGUCGCUAAUGACCUAAUUCAUGGCCCAGUGGAUUCGAAUUAUGUCUAUUAUCUUCAAGUGUUUGUAUCUGAAACAGUUGCUACGAAGUUAUCCAAAUUAAAAUGUUACAGCAUAA